Messenger RNA from Exophiala bonariae, 1257 nucleotides. RefSeq lists its product as uncharacterized. The record is from RefSeq and is a predicted model, not a curated record. The transcript is spliced from 3 exons. Gene Ontology annotation, biological process: L-aspartate biosynthetic process. Gene Ontology annotation, molecular function: L-aspartate:2-oxoglutarate transaminase activity; pyridoxal phosphate binding. Gene Ontology annotation, cellular component: cytosol. NCBI's taxonomy places the organism in Eukaryota, Fungi, Ascomycota, Eurotiomycetes, Chaetothyriales, Herpotrichiellaceae. Bases 1 to 1257 code for a protein of 418 amino acids.
AUGGGUUCUGCAACCAUUGACACUCUCUUCACUGAGAGUGUCGUCCCUCAGGCUCCAGAGGACCCUCUCUUUGGUCUGAUGGCUGCUUACAGAAAGGAUACCUUUGACAAGAAGGUCGAUCUUGGUAUUGGUGCCUACCGCGACAACAAUGCAAAGCCUUGGGUUCUGCCCGUGGUGAAGAAGGCCGACGACAUCAUCCGUCAAGAUCCUAACCUUAAUCACGAAUAUCUGCCCAUCGCAGGUCUUGCUGAGUUCACCUCCGCUGCUCAGAAGCUCAUUCUGGGCCCCGAAUCUCCUGCCAUAAAAGAAGGCCGCGCCGCUUCAUUGCAGACCAUCUCUGGCACAGGUGCUGUCCAUCUGGGUGGCCUCUUUCUUUCCAAGUUCCUUCCCAAACCCACUCCCACCAUCUACCUCUCUAGUCCUACUUGGGCAAAUCAUAAUCAAAUCUUCUCAAAUGUCCACCUGCCCAUCGCCAACUACCCUUACUUCUCCGCAAAGACAAAAGGUCUCGAUUGCGAAGGUCUGCUCAGUACCUUGAACUCGGCCAAAGAAGGUUCCAUUAUCCUCUUACAUGCCUGUGCUCACAAUCCCACCGGUGUCGACCCCACUCAGGACCAAUGGAAGCAGAUUGCUCAAGUUGUCCGAGAUCGCAAACUCUUCCCCUUCUUCGACUGCGCUUACCAAGGCUUUGCCUCCGGUGACUUGGCUCAGGAUAACUUCGCCAUUCGGUAUUUCGUUGAACAGGGCUUCGAGUUGAUCAUCGCACAGUCGUUCGCCAAGAACUUCGGUCUGUACGGCGAAAGAGCAGGUGCUUUUCACUUUGUCGCUGCGCCUGGCUCCCAGGCCAAGGACAUCACAAAACGCGUGGCUUCUCAACUCGCCAUCCUUCAGCGCUCCGAGAUCUCAAACCCUCCUGCAUACGGCGCACGUAUUGCAAGCACGGUGUUGAACGAUCCCAAACUCUUUGCUGAGUGGGAAGGUGAUCUAAGAACCAUGUCUGGACGAAUCAUCGAGAUGAGAAAGUCCCUGAAGGCAGAAUUAGACAAACUAGACACCCCAGGUAACUGGGAUCACAUCACUGGUCAAAUUGGCAUGUUCAGUUUUACCGGGAUUAGCGAGAAACAAGUCCUUGCUAUCAGAGAGAAAUGGCAUGUCUACAUGACCAAGAACGGCCGUAUCAGCAUGGCUGGUCUAAACACGGGCAAUGUCAAAUACUUUGCGGAGGCUUUGGAUGAUGUGGUAAGGAAUGUGAACUGA